GGAAUGGAGGAAGAAAAAAAAGGAAAGGAAGAAGUAGCAGUCGACUGUCCCUGCUGUUCACCCGCAGCCUCUCGGACAGCAUGAGACGCACUCUGCUCUGCUGACUGAAAGGAAGCUUUAAAUUUGAUAAUUAAAAAAGACAUUAAGUCUUUACAACAAAACGGAAGGGCCUCGUUUCGGCGCGAACGAUCGUUCUAGUUAGUGAGCUAGCUUAGCCUGUUAGCUUAGCUGGACACCCACUCAGCCGUGUCCGAGUGUGCAGGACUUCACACCAUCAGGAGCGUGGAGACAUCCACCCGGAACUGCACCAAAACUGACCCGGGCUUCACAUUACAACUGCAGCUGCACGUGUCGGGUUCAAACGCGGCUUUUGCACUUAAAAGUUCAAACAACAACAACAACAACAAAAAAUACAUCCUGCAAAACAAGGAAGUGUGAAUGAACGUAGGGCUGCAACUGCAUUGCAUCAUUGUGCAGCUCUUUUGUGCAACCUGCAGCCUGUUCGUCCGCCCAGCAGUGCCGAUAUCGAUCAUCUGUGAAAGCGUCUGUGCGUGCGGUCGAUAUAUCGAUCUCUAAUCAACUAAAGUAGGCUGGAAGCGCGCUCUGCCGUUUCAGAGAUGAUUCCCGACAAAGCGCCGAAGGAAGACGUCUUCCACGGGUCCGAGGAGUUGAAGAAGGAGGCUCACAUCCCCAGCUUUGAGAGAUAUAAAGAGCUCUACCUGAAGUCCAUAGAGCAUCCCGACGAGUUCUGGGGCGACGUUGCCAAAGAUUUCUUCUGGAAGACCAAACACGCGGGUCGUUUCCUGGACUACAACUUCGACGUGACCAAAGGAGAAAUAUUCGUCAAGUGUAUGGAGGGAGCAUCCACCAACAUCUGCUACAACGUGCUCGACCGCAACGUGCACGAGAGGAAGCUCGGCGAUAAAGUGGCCUUCUACUGGGAAGGCAACGAGCCCGGCGAUGAGCUGACGGUGACCUACAGAGAGCUGCUGCAGAGGGUCUGUCAGUUUGCCAAUGUCCUGAAGUCUCAGGGAGUGAAGAAGGGCGACCGUGUGUCCAUCUACAUGCCGAUGGUGGUGGAGCUCGUCGUAGCCAUGUUGGCCUGCGUCCGCAUCGGAGCCGUUCACUCCAUAGUGUUUGCAGGUUUCUCUGCGGAGUCUCUGUGCGAGAGGAUCCUGGACUCGCAGUGUUCGCUGCUCGUCACAGCAGAUGGUUUCUAUCGAGGAGAUAAGCUGAUCAACCUGAAGCUCUUAGCUGACGAAGCACUGCAGAAAUGCAGGGACAAGGGUUUCUCCAUCCAGAGGUGUAUAAUGCUGAAGCACCUGUCCAAAGAAGCCGGAGAUGCUCCUCUGGGCUCUCAGUCUCCUCCCGCCAAACGGCCCUGCCCUGACCUGCAGCAGGAGAAACAGACAGGGAGAGUAAAGAAAACACGUCCUGUCCCGCAGGUCCCAUGGAACCCUGAGGUGGACUUGUGUUGGCACACUCUGGUCCGUGGAGCGUCAGACGAGUGUGAACCAGAGUGGUGCGAGUCUGAAGAUCCUCUCUUCAUCCUCUACACCAGCGGCUCAACUGGCAAACCAAAGGGCGUUCUCCACACUCUCAGCGGCUACAUGCUCUACACCGCCGUCACCUUCAAACUGGUGUUUGACUACCAGCCCGGCGACGUGUACUGGUGCACGGCAGACAUCGGUUGGAUCACCGGACACUCCUACAUCACCUACGGCCCGCUGGCCAACGGGGCCACAAGCGUCCUGUUUGAGGGCCUGCCUACCUACCCCGAUGUGAGCCGUAUGUGGGAGAUUGUGGACAAAUAUCACGUGACCAAGUUCUACACCGCUCCGACCGCCAUCAGACUGCUGAUGAAGUACGGCAGAGAGCCGGUGCAGAAGUAUAAGCGAGAUUCCCUGAAGGUUUUGGGGACAGUGGGAGAGCCCAUCAACCCCGAGGCCUGGCAGUGGUACUACAGUGUGGUGGGAGAGAAGAGAUGUCCGAUUGUCGACACCUUUUGGCAGACAGAAACUGGUGGACAUGUGUUGACUCCUCUACCUGCAGCCACACCCAUGAAACCGGGAUCAGCUACGUUCCCGUUCUUCGGGGUGGUGCCGGCCGUCUUGAAUGAGUCUGGGGAGGAGCUGGAGGGAGCGAGUGAAGGAUACCUGGUGUUCAAACAGCCGUGGCCCGGCGUGAUGAGGACCGUGUACGGAAACCAGCAGAGGUUUGAAACCACCUACUUCAAGAAGUUCCCUGGCUACUACGUCACGGGAGACGGUUGCCGUAGAGACAAGGAUGGCUACUAUUGGAUAACAGGGAGGAUAGACGACAUGCUCAACGUCUCCGGCCACUUACUGAGCACAGCGGAGGUGGAGUCGGCUCUGGCGGAGCACGAGGCGGUCGCCGAGGCCGCCGUGGUGGGCAGACCUCAUCCUGUCAAAGGAGAAAGCCUCUACUGCUUCGUAACGCUCACCGAUGGAGUGACGUACAGCCGCACGCUGGAGGCAGAGCUCAAGAAACAAGUGCGGGAGAAGAUCGGUGCCAUCGCUACACCAGACUUCAUCCAGAAUGCUCCAGGACUCCCCAAGACCAGAUCUGGCAAGAUCAUGCGACGGGUGCUCCGCAAAAUCGCCUGUGACGAACGGGACCUGGGCGACAUCUCCACGCUGGCCGACUCCUCGGUGGUCGAGCAUCUCUUCCAGAACCGAUGCUGCGUUGGCGUGUGACGGCCUCCGUGGCGCCUCGCAGGGGAGGAGGCUCGGACUGCAGCCGCGCGCCGGCGGCCACAAACACAACCAGGGGGGAGAGGAGGAAGAAGAGGCGGAGGAGAGACACAAAGAACUUGGUCUUGGCCCAACAAACAACCUUUAGCUCCUGAUGAGUACGACCGGUGUGCAGCAGAGCCUGUAUCUAAAAAUGACCCUCGCUGUCUGGAACAUCUGUCUGGUUACUGGCAGACGUAGUAAACACUUUAACAGCAACAAACAAAGUGUAGGAAUGAAUAAUAACAUCAGUCGUUUGGUUUGAAUGUUUUCCAGAAGCUGACAGAGUUGCUGCUGUUUUAAUAAAAACAAAACAAGG
Molecule: messenger RNA, 3072 nt
Organism: Perca flavescens (yellow perch)
Lineage: Eukaryota; Metazoa; Chordata; Actinopteri; Perciformes; Percidae
Gene: acss2
Product: acyl-CoA synthetase short chain family member 2
Exons: 19
Coding region: 618-2717 (699 amino acids)
Biological process (GO): acetyl-CoA biosynthetic process
Cellular component (GO): cytoplasm
Molecular function (GO): acetyl-CoA synthetase activity
Source: RefSeq, a predicted model, not a curated record